Messenger RNA from Exaiptasia diaphana, 1094 nucleotides. RefSeq lists its product as uncharacterized. NCBI's taxonomy places the organism in Eukaryota, Metazoa, Cnidaria, Anthozoa, Actiniaria, Aiptasiidae. The transcript has 6 exons. The record is from RefSeq and is a predicted model, not a curated record. Gene Ontology annotation, molecular function: oligosaccharide binding. Bases 1 to 1050 code for a protein of 349 amino acids.
AUGAGAAUUACUUUGCUGUUUGGUUGGUGUUUCCUCGUUUUGUUCUGGUUUUACACUCACAAUAGAGUUCAAGGUCAAUGUCCAGCAUAUUCACCCAAAUUUGUUGUACAACAUGGCUAUCGUCUGUACGGACAUGUUAUUACCUGGUUGUAUGCUGAAAAGGAAGUUCUUUGUAGACUCAAAUGCAAUUUGGAGAAACGGUGUUUAACAUUCAACUACGAGGAAGCAACUAGGGUCUGUGAAUUGAACGACGCUGACGAUGAAAAAGACCUUCAAGAGACUCAAGGUUUUGUYUACGGUGACAUGAAGAAAAAAAGGAAAUCUGAAGUCGCUAGCACCAGUACUACUCCGCCUACAAGCAGGCCAGGUUCAAGUUCUCUUCUUGCUGGUCACUCGUGCAAGAAAAUCAAAGAUCUCGGUGAUUCUCGUGGAGAUGGAGAAUACUGGAUUGAUCCUGGGAACACUGGACAACCCUUUACUGUCUACUGCGACAUGACUACUGAUGGAGGUGGAUGGACACUGAUUAAACGAUCAAAUCUAACCUUCAUCUAUAGAUAUUCAUCCGAGUUUGACCGGAACGACUAUCGUGCAAUUUCUAACUACAGUGAUGCGAGGCAAAACAUUCUCACCACAGCGAUUCAAGACUUAAGAAUAACGAUGGGCUUUGACCAGCUUCGAUAUCGAUGUCGCAAGAAAAGAAUCAAUCGAACUCUUCACAUAAUGACGAUAAACGAUACGGCAGGUUAUGAAGUCCUGGAUCACCUUCUUGUUCAACCAACAUGGCCGACAGCAUGCAACUCAUUUGAAAGAUUACAAGAUGAUACGUCGAUUCUUGCACGGAAUUGCAUUAAGUGGGGUGAUUAUUUUGGAAAUAGAGAGGUUAACCGUUGGGGCAAGUCUUCAAAUAAAGGUCGACACAGGGUUUAUAAUUACGUUAUUGUAUUGGAACCGAACCACCGUUUGGCAUUUAUGUCAGGAGGACCUCAUUAUUGCGACGAUUCACUUCCCUUCGCAAGCAUUGGAGACUUCUGGGAGCUUUAUGUCCGUUAAUUUGAAAUAAGAUAAUAAUGAAUCAGUACAAUUUUAUUCAGGGU